AUUCUAAUCGACAAACCUCACCCAGUGGAGUUGAAAUACGUGUUCAGUCGGCAUCUAGUGGCACCAAAGCAGUAGCAUUUGAAGAAUCUGCAGCCAUGAAAGCUGUUGUGUUUGGAGAUGAUGAUGAUAAUGAUAAUGACAACAAUGAUUCAAGCAGCUCAUCAAGUUCCAGUGAAGAAGAAGAAUCCAUUUCCAGACCAUCCACAGUAUCAUCUUCAAGUUCCAGACCUGCUGUAACAUCUAUGACUCGUACAAGACCCAUACAAGCACAUGUAGCAAGGCCUGUUGUGGUGCAAUAUGAAACUAUAGUCGGAGGAUACAAGUCGUUGCUGUGCUGCAAACCAUCAGGUCAUGACUCUUGCCUGGUGAAAGGACCCAGUAGAGAACACUUAAUAUCUGAAUACACAGUACAGCUUGGUCCUAAUCCAGAGCUACAACAUGGCCCAGAUGCACAAAAUGUAUCGGGUCCCAUCGAGAGAAGUAAAAAAAAGAAAGAAAAACUUGCAUGUGGACCUCAAGCCAAUCUGUGCAGAGGUCCUCAGUAUAGUAAUAUAGGUUCCAUGUAUAGUACAAUUUCAAGUUAAAUCAGUGGCUAUAAUUUGGCAACUAUAGGAAGGAUAUUACUAAUUAGUAUAAUUAUUAUUAUUUAAAUGUAUUUAUUCAUUCUACUUAGUUGUUAAACUUAAUGCAAUGUACUUGGUGUUUAAUCAUGAAAUUGUUAAAGCGUGGCUCCGCAAAACCAGGGAGUGCAUCAUAGGAAAUGUAAUUUGCAUGGUCUGCCCAGUUUACUUGGUACACAGCUGUUAUCAUUUCAACCGAAGGUGUUAAUUCCGUAAGCUAACAUCAUGCAUUACGCUAUUUACGACUUUAUUGAACCGCGUUUAACACUCACCCACCCGCAAUCUUAUGAAAGCAGUUUUCUUACUUGCAUCAUGGAGCUUCUUAUUUAGUUCCGUGCUUGUACUAAACAGCGCAUCAUGGUUUAUUUGAAUGACCUACACAAUGUAUACAUGUAGUAUCGCACAGAACCAUGAUUGCCAUAAUAUGUCUUGUCAGCUAGGCAAUAGUGACGUUAUGCAACAUGAAAAAAAAGGCAACAAAUUUAAAAAAAAAAAAAAAAAAAAAACUUUGUGAUACGGCUGUGUAACACAGGCAGGCAUACCCAGUUGCCCAACGCUAACUAUACAUGAACAUAUGUGCAACAUACGUUACAAAACACGGACACGCAUGCAUUUUUUACAGUGAACAAUCUGCCGGGAUAUAUUUCAGGGAACAUAACAUUUUUUUCGGUAUCUUUCAAUUUAUUUAUUUCAAGAUACAGUUAUAUUUUUAGCUCCACUGUCGACUUUGUCGAGCGGAGCUUAUCAUAUGAGUGAUUGUCUGUCGUCGUCAUCCGUGUCAAUGUUUUACUUUUUCGACUUCUUCUUGAAAAUUACAAGCCUGAAUGCUUUGAUACUUGGUGUAUAUGUACCUUGGGUAGACCUCUCUUAGGUUUGUUCGUUUCAUGUUGAUAUCUUCAAUUCUCUAAUUUUGAUGAAUAUUUUUGUCAUUUUUGGUAAAAAGUGAUAUUUCCGACUUCUUGUUAAAAACCGCAAGUCCAAUUGCUUUGAUAUUACAUAUAUAGGUACUACAUGUGGACCUCUCUCAGAUUUGUUCAUUUUGUAAUGAUAUCUUUAAUUCUCUAAUUUUGGUGAAUAUUUUUGUAAUUUUUGGUAAAAAGUGAUAUUUUUGAAUUCUUGUUGAAGACAGCAAGUCCCAUUGCUUGAUACUAUACAUAUUGUUCAUUUUCUAAUGAUAUCUUCUGUUCUUUAAUUGAAAUGUGCAUUGCUAACAGCGGAGCUAUCUCAGCUGAGAGGCUGCUUGUUUAAAUUGUCGAGAAUGUCAUAUAUUAAAUUCGAGAAGCAUACU
Saccoglossus kowalevskii is the source of this 1908-nucleotide messenger RNA. RefSeq lists its product as uncharacterized. The record is from RefSeq and is a predicted model, not a curated record. Gene Ontology annotation, molecular function: protein binding. Lineage: Eukaryota; Metazoa; Hemichordata; Enteropneusta; Harrimaniidae.